AUGCGUGCUUCUUUCUGUAGUUGUGAUAUAAUCCAGCGAAUAAGAAGCAUGCUCAAGAUGAAGUUGAUGUUGUUGCUGUAUGAUCUUCUCAAACUUCUACUCGACAAGAUCAUCUACUAUCCAGAAUUAUUCCUUAGAUACAGUGAAGAUUAUCAACAAAGUAAGGACGAUAGUGAUCAUCAGCUGGAGGUCAUGAACUUUGAAGCUUCAGCAACUUCAGAUCCUACUUGGUUGAACAUGCAAGUACCAGUGGUUCCGGUGGUAAUUGACACAGAAUUGAUUAAGAAGCAACUACCAGUUGUGCUAUACCGGGAUCUAAUUCUGAAGAAAACAAGCCGCCAACGCCAAUUUCAAGCUACAUCAUCAUCUUCGGAGCAGGAAAUGCACAUGUCAUCAUGUAUUGUGUGCAUGAAUAGCAUGGAGGGGAGGGACGAGGUGAGAGAGCUGUGCAAUUGUGAGCAUGUUUUCCACAGAGACUGCCUGGAUGCUUGGAUCGGUCAGCCUCAGCUAACUUGUCCUCUUUGUAGAUCUGAGCUAUUAAUACCAGCUCCAACUUCAAAGCAUGAUAAAGAUGGAGGAAGAGAUCUAUGGAGGACCCAGAGGAUGAUUUACUUGUUUGGUGAAGAUAUUUUCUUCAAUAUCUAG
This is a messenger RNA of Rosa rugosa (rugosa rose), 645 nucleotides long. RefSeq names its product probable E3 ubiquitin-protein ligase RHA4A. Gene Ontology annotation, biological process: protein ubiquitination. Lineage: Eukaryota; Viridiplantae; Streptophyta; Magnoliopsida; Rosales; Rosaceae. The transcript has a single exon. Bases 1 to 645 code for a protein of 214 amino acids. The record is from RefSeq and is a predicted model, not a curated record. Gene Ontology annotation, molecular function: ubiquitin protein ligase activity.